Molecule: messenger RNA, 16076 nt
Organism: Scatophagus argus
Lineage: Eukaryota; Metazoa; Chordata; Actinopteri; Scatophagidae
Gene: pcloa
Product: piccolo presynaptic cytomatrix protein a
Exons: 25
Coding region: 1389-13028 (3879 amino acids)
Biological process (GO): protein localization to synapse; presynaptic active zone assembly
Cellular component (GO): cytoskeleton of presynaptic active zone; glutamatergic synapse; GABA-ergic synapse
Molecular function (GO): protein binding; metal ion binding; structural constituent of presynaptic active zone
Source: RefSeq, a predicted model, not a curated record
AAAAAGACCAGUCCCUUUGUUCUCAUUUCUGUCCAGAACCUUCUGUGUCGUCAGCUUCGCUCUCAUUUCAGGUAAGGAAAAACAAAGGACUUCAGUGUUUUGCAGCUUUAUGUUUGCUGGUCUAACGGCAAACGAGAUCAUAUGAUCUGCAAGAAAAGGUCUGUGUUUUUAUGGAUGUAUGCUACAUGUAAGUGUCUGUGGGCUAGCAGCUCAGGCUGAUGGGAAUGAUGUUAGUUUGCAGACAUUAGGUCGUAAAAGUUUUGGACAAGUGAACGUCUGACCACAAAUGUGUCCCAGUCCGUCAUGUUGAUGAGGAGAUGAGAUAUGGCUAAACGUUCCUCAGUGUCCUGGUUACUAAUCAACAGAACAUGCUGUCAGCAGGUUUCAUGGGGAAUAUUUAUGAAUGAAAGUACAUCCACUGGCAAUUUAUCACAGCAAGCUCUCUGAUUUGUCAAGCCGAAUCACAGCUAAUCACUAACAGGCCUGUUUUCACAGCAGACAUUUUGGCAAGACCCUUUCUUUUUAAUUCUUCAGCCACAGUUCUGUCUUCCUGUCUCAUCUCAUUCACUGCAGUGGCAACACAUCUUGAAGUUCCAUUUUUGAAUGAUGAAUGACACACGUUGCUUCAGUCAUCGCUCUUGUCCUACAAAAAGUUUGAUUUUCUCUUUUGAUUUGUGGUUUGUUCCUGAGCAAACCCUCGUUUGUGCUGGCUUCACGUCAGGGGAAAUCCCAUGGCAGGUGCUGCUGUCAAUUUAAGUUGAUUUGAGACUCACAGGUCACAGGUGUGUGAGUUACAAAUGGGACUCACAGAGCCUGCUUAAGCAAGGAUUUUUAACGUUCAGCAUCUUUAAUGAAUUAAACCAAAGCACACUGUCGGAAAUGAUAUUAAGUUCAAGUGUAAAUCAAAGAACAAUUUUACAAAUGAGGGCCCUGCUACUGUCCAUGCUGGCUCAUCCUCAUGGUUUUCUGUGACGCUUGAUGGAACAGAGACGUCAUUAACUGAAUUAGUUUCACCGUUGAUUAUUCUGCUGUGACGAGCAAAAAUGUCCGCUGUGUAAAAGCUCCACUGUGGAAAGCAGGAAAGCUCAGCAUUACGUAAUCUUUAUCGUGCUGUUGAACUGUGAUGCAGAAGAAGCCAGGCUACUGACACUAAAACUGUCUGCAGGGUUACACACCUCUACAGACCUUCCGAAUCUGAUGCCCAGCAGCGCUCCCAGCAGGUAGGGGCCUCCAGGGGCCCUACAGGUCUCAGUAAGAGCCGCACUGUAGACGCCUUCAACCAGGGCCCACCUGGAAAGCCCACGCCGGGCCGCAGCCCCUCAUCCCUCAGCCUCUUUGAGUCCAGAUUCCGGCAGGAGCCAAAAGACCCAGAGACUAAGUCGUCCGGCAUGUUUGGCUCCAGUUUCCUCAGCGGGGCCAACCCGCUCAGUGCCGUGUCAUCCAUGACUUCCUCUGUGUCCUCCUCCAUAUCUUCCAUGGGCGACUCUGUUAACAUGCCCAAGUUUGGACUAUUUGGGGAUGAGGAAGAGGGAGAUGCAUCUGCUACACCUGAGUCCAAACAGGGAGGAAAGCCACCAGGCAAGGGCCCCCAGCAAGGGCCCGGUCCAAAAGGACCACAGCAGGGAGCACCUCAGAAACAGGGUCAGGGCCCUCCUGGACAGGGGCCAAAGCUGGGGCAAGGACCCCCUGGUCAGGGACCCAGGCAAGGUCAGGGACCACCAGGACAGGGACCCAAAUCAGGUCACGGGACCCCUGGUCAGGGACCCAGGCAAAGUCAGGGACCACCAGGACAGGCACCCAAAUCAGGUCAGGGGCCCCCUGGUCAGGGACCCAGACAAGGUCAGGGGCCACCUGGCCAAGGACCCCCAGGGGCCACCAAACCAGGUCAAGGACCACCAGGUCAAGGCACCAAACAGGGUGGCCCUCCCCAGCAAAAAGGUGGGCCCCCUCAACAAGGACCCGGGAAACCUGGGACUCAUCCUGGAGAGCCAUCUAAGACUGGAGGGCCUCCUAGUCAGCAGGGGGCUGGAAAGCCUGAAGGUGGACUCUGUCCUCUGUGUAAGACCACUCAGCUGAACACUGGAUCUAAGGACCCACCUAAUUACAGUAACUGCACUGAGUGUAAGAACCAGGUCUGCAGCCUCUGUGGGUUCAGCCCCCCAGACUCGGCGGGUAAGGAAUGGCUGUGUCUGAACUGCCAGAUGCAGCGAGCGAUGGGUGGUAUGGAUCCCCCUGGUAUGACAAAACCCAAACAAGGCUCGGCCCCACCCUCGCCCCAGAGACAGGCACCUGGAAAGCCCGGGAAGCUGCUAAUAAAGCAGCAGAGUACAACUGACCAAGGGUUAACGCCGCCAACCACACCCAGGCAGAAAUCCCCUGGUCUUGCCUCUCCUGGACCGCUUUCCCCAGGCUCCUCAGCGGGAGGAUCCCCAAAAAUCGACCCCAAGACAGGCCGGCCCAUUCAGCCCAAGUCCAGUCCACAGCAGUCUCCAGCUAAAGCCAAGCAAGAUUCCAGUUUUUUUGGGGGGUUUGGUGGUAUCAGUCUGGGAAGCUUAACAGAUGCUGCUAAACCUUCUGCACCUGCUUCACAAGCUGCUGAGUCCGUAACAGGGAAACUGUUUGGUGGGUUUGGUUUGACUGAAUCGUCGAAACCUCAAGCGCAGGCCCCGUCAAAGCAAGAGGAGUCAGUGGCUGGGAAGUUGUUUGGAGGUUUUGGAGGGUUGACAGAGUCGACAAAACCUCCCGCCGCUGCUUCUCAGAUGUUCAGCUUCGGAUCGUCAUUCUUGAGCUCAGCCACCAGUAUUGUCACUGGGGAGGACCAGAAGGUGGAAGAUUCUCCACCGGGGUCGCCGCCAGACUCCCCAGCUGACUCCGGACCAGGUUCCCCUCCAGAUUCUGGUCCCGGCUCGCCACCUGACUCCCCCUUCUCUCCUCCUGGGUCUCCUCCUGAUUCGGACCCUGCUCCUGACACCCCGCCAGCUAAGUCCAAGAAACCCCCCAGAACCAUUUCUGUGGAGCAGGAGGAGAAAGCCUCAGCUGCUUCAGCCCCAGCAGUCAGGGAAAGCUGCCCUCUCUGUAACGUCGAGCUGAACGUUGGAUCUUCAGACGCACCCAACUACAGCCUUUGCACCGAGUGCAAGAAGAAAGUGUGCAAUCUGUGUGGAUUUAAUCCUACUCCUCACCUAGGAGAGAAAGAAUGGCUUUGCCUCAACUGUCAGACCCAAAGAGCCAUGUCGGGCCAGCUUGGAGACACGCCGCCUCCAGCCGCGGCUUCCCCAAUGAAGCAAGCACCUGCUCCUGCUCCUGCUCCUGCUCCCUCCGCCACUCCUGCCCCAGAUGCUUUAGCUAGCAAACCUGUAGUAGAAACAGCAGAUCUAAUCCCACCAGCUCCUAAGGCCAAGGUGAAAACAGUGGAGACAUUGAAAGAGCCUGGAGAGAAAGAGAUGGCUGCCAAGGAAGGAAGUCCCACCAGCCCAUCAGACCUGGCAAAGUUGGAAAGCACAGUGCUUCCUAUUCUUGAGGCCCAGGCAAGCACGCAAUCAAAGGAUGAGGAGAAGUUAACAGACACUCUAAAGACCAGACGUAAAUUAGAGGUGCUUCCUCUCUCGCCUGAUUCCCCUAGCUCAGAGGAUGAGCGAGAACUUUCUGAGAAGACCAUCAAAGGUACCACAAAGAAAAAGCUCCUCAUGCCCAUGGAUGUCAGAGCAGAUUCCCUGGAUGAUAGCAGUGAAAGCUUUGGAAAAGAGAGCCCGAUGUCAGGGGAUGAUGAGGAAUUUAUCCGAAAGCAGAUAAUGGAAAUGAGUGAAAAUGAGGAUGCCUCCCCGUCUGAUGAGGAAAAUCUUAUCCGGCGAAAGAUCCGAGAAGAUGAGAAAAAGCAAAUAGAGCAGAAGAAAACAGAAGCUGCACAGAAGAGCACAUCAGGAAAAGCUAGGCGACUUACUAAGAAAAGCACUAUAAGUCCAGAUGAUGAAGAAGAUAAGCAACUCAGAGGCUCUUUGGAUAAACCUGAUAUAGACAAAGAAGAGGGACCAGAACUAAAAGAGGACCGUCAGACUGGUAUGGCAGUUCGUGAAUUCCAUGCUAUGGAGCUGAAUACAACCAGCAGCCCUAUGCGUAUACCUAAUGAUGAUGGAGAGCCUGAAAUGGAAAGCCUAACUGACUCUCCAGAUGAUCGAUCUCGAGGUGAGGGAUCAUCAAGUCUACAUGCAUCUAGCUUUACUCCUGGGACAUCCCCAACAUCCCUCUCAUCACUGGAUGAAGACAGUGAUAGUAGUCCGAGCCAUGUCCGUUCUGGUGAAGGUAAACAGCAUAGGAAAGCCAAACACAGGCAAGCUGGUCAAAUGCUGCCAACUAUUGAAGACUCUUCUGAGGAAGAAGAGUUGCGGGAAGAAGAGGAGCUCCUCAGGGAGCAAGAGAAACAGAAGGGCUCAGGGAAAAAAUCCAAGAAAGACAAGGAAGAGAUUCGAGCCCAGAGGAGACGAGAGCAUCCAAAGACACCACCAAGCAACCUGUCCCCCAUUGAAGAUGCCUCUCCAACUGAGGAACUGAGGCAAGAGGCAGAAAUGGAGGAGAUCAGACGAUCAUCCUGCUCUGAUUUCUCCCCCAGUAUUGAAUCAGAUCCUGAAGGGUUUGAAAUCCAUGCUGCAAAGAUUGCAGCAGUUCAGAAAACUUAUCAACUGCCUACAUCAGUAUCUCUUCACUCCCCAACAGAUGAUCAAAAUAUUAAUAAACAACUGAAAAAACCUCUCAAAUCUGCAGAUGAAACUUAUGAGGAAAUAAUGCUGAGGGCUACAUCUCCAACUAUUGACAAAAGAGAGGUUCAACCAGGGAAAGAGUCCCUUUAUGGAGGCAUGCUCAUUGAAGACUAUGCUUAUGCAUCUCUUAUUGACAAUUCAACUGCUGAUCUCGGGGAGCCAGAGAAGAUUGUUGUUCCUGCUCAGCCCAAAAAGCUGAGAUCACCAGAUGAAGUUUAUGAAGACAUGAUUAAGAAGAGAAAAGAAUUCAUGCAGCUGGAGCAGGAAUAUCAAAAUAUGCAGCCAAAAAAUGAAAGCCCUAACCCAGAAAUUGUGCUGCAUCCUGCUGAGAAUACCUUCACCAAAAGCAGCACAGUAACAUGCGGAAAAGAUGGAAAGCCAUUAUUAGAUGCUGAAACUGCUUAUGAAGAGCUAAUGAAAAGAGUGCUGACUCCUGGAACAAGUCCAACUCAGCAGGAGCCAGAAGUGGAAUCUACUGCAUCCAGACGGGCACUCCACCCCAUCCCAGACUUAAAAGUGACACAGUGCUCUUCAGGAGAGUUGUCUUCUGAUGAUGAGAGUAUUACCAAAAAAGAAGAAGAGGUAACUGCAGUAUCAGAGACAGCAUCAGAUGUGAAAACUGAACCUUUGAGUGUGUUUUCUGAGUCUACUCCAUCAUCCACAUCAGAUCAGGAAAGUCAUGCCAUAAUUACAACAUCCCAGGCCGAUGUGGUGGACUUAUCCAGUACAGUCCCAAGAACAUCAGCCCAUGUGAUUGCUAGUGUCUCACCCUUGCCUACAGUCCCCCAGUACACACCCAGUAUUCCCAGUGUAGUGUCAACUGCCCCACCUGUACCUCCCAAGCCAAGCAUUCCACUUAGGCCUAAUUCUCAGGAAAAAGCAGAAGUACCUGUUGCACCACCACUGCCUCCUCCCACCCCACCAAAACCUACCGUUUUUCCCAGGAAACCUCCGGUUCCUCUUCCACCUCAGGCUGCAGCAGCUCCAAUCAGGCCAGAGACAGUAGCUAUGACUACUGGCCAAGGAUCACCUUCAAAACAAGUAAUUACACCAAUGUACAAACCCCACGUUCCCCCGCCUGUUCCCCCAAAGCCCUCUAUUCCGACUGCAAUUGGGGAUAGCAGACCAGGACAUAGUGUCAAACCACCAAUUGCACCAAAGCCUGGCUCACAGCCUUCUUCACCUGCCCACGCUCCACACCCACCAAGACCAACUGUACUUCCCACCAGUUCUGCUGACAUAGCCCUGAAUUUGAGCCCUUCUUCUGAGAGCAAGCCAUUUCAACCCUCACCAAAGUCUCCUUCUUCUCCAAGAUAUGCCAGGAAUCUUCGUGACACAUAUGUGGUCAUCACGCUACCAUCUCAGCCCAGUUCUCCAGUAGAGGGUGUCUCAACUCAAGCUCCCUCUAGCCCUGGUCCAGCAUCUCCUUCACGCCAAACUCAGCCACAAGGUUUCACCCCACCACCGCCUCAACCUCAGUCAUAUACACAUUCACAUCCAACCCCUCCUCAAACAACCAGGGUACCACUGGCUUACACCCGUGUCACUGAAUCCAUUGAAAGUCAAGAGAUUUGUGGCCCAGAAAAACAUGUAUCUAGUUCUUGUCACAUAAUUGAGGCUAUAUCUGCCUCAGCACAGCCACCUGUGGUCAUGCCUAAUCUCAUCUCUCAAGUGGUCACUACAGAGGUCCAAAGGACCACAGUUUCCGUUGUUCAUGAAAGGACAGCACCACCAGUGCCAGCUCCAAGGGCAAAUGGUGUCCCAAUCUCAGUGGAGAAAUCAAAGCCCCCUUUGCCAGCACAGAAUGGACAGACCUUCCAACCUUCGGAAGUGGUAGAUCUUCGGACUAUGAAGGUGGACCUAGAAUCAGACAUGAAUGGCGUGGAUCUCUCUGCUGGCCCAGACUCGAGACGUCAAUCGUUUGCAACGGAUGUCAGUCGUCAGAGCAGUGCUGUGCAGUCACCUGUGGUUAAUCUUAGCGCUGAAUCCUCCACUGUAUCUGUAGUGACUGACAGCAUCACCAUUGUGACCUGUGCUGCCACAAUCCAGCAAAACAACAAUGUAGACACCUCUAAAGCAUCCUCAGCGCCCCUUCAGUUAACAAAAAACAAAGCAUUUGAGCCUAUUUCUCAAAUUAUAUAUCGGCCCAUUGAUUCUCAGCCCUCCACUCAUGCUGGUACAGAGAUCCCUAUAAAUCUAUCGGUUGGAUCAAGCACAGGUGGAGGGAAUUUCCAGACCAACCCUGUUACUAUUGCACCCACCUCUAUUGCAAGUGCUGCCAAUGGAUUAACUACAGGUACAUCCACAGUGACAGGAGCUGUUGACCUUAGCACAACAAAAUCAUUCAACACUGUGGUAUCAGUGGAUGCUGCUUCUGCAGAAGUGGCCACCGCUGUAAUCACGGAUGAUGAUGGCAAACCAGUGGAUCUGACUGCAGGAAAAAGAGCUGUAUGUUGUGAUGUUGUGUACAAGCUGCCAUUUGCAGGAAGCUGCACCACUCAGCAACCUACCACACCCCUGCCUGAAGACCGUUUUGGAUAUCGUGAUGACCAUUAUCAGUAUGACCGAUCACCUUAUGGCAUGAGAGGGUUUGGUGGAAUUAAACCUUCAAUGUCAGACACAAAUCUAGCAGAAGCUGGCCUGUUCUUUUACAAGAGUAAGAACAGCUAUAAUUUCAGUGGCACCACGGAGGGUGCAGUAGAUCUUACCUCUGCAAAGAUUUCUGAUUCAGGUGAAGCUGUUGACUACUCCAAGAAAGGGACUUAUGCAGGAAUGACAAUUCCACCCUAUUCCCAAGCCAGAGACACAAGUGCCGUUGGUACACUCUUUGGUACAAGCAGUGUCUUAAGGUCAUCAAAUGGAGUGGUCUAUUCCUCUGUUGCAGCGCCAAUACCAUCUACAUAUGCCAUUACCACCCAACCUGGGUCCAUCUUUAGUACAUCAUAUAACACCUUGUCAGGUAUGCAUACCAGUGAUACCAUGCCUUCCCUGUCCAACCUCCAGAACAUGCCACUUACACGGUCCCACAGUUUCCUGUCCACCAUCUCCACUGCUACAACAGAAGAGCAAGGUGAUGGCCCACUUAAUCUGGAGAUAUCUAGAGGGGGUACUACUGCUGCCCAUACUAUCACCACAGCCUCUUUAUCCCUUGACACCUACACUGAUGCAUCCCUGGAGGCCAUAGCUGCUUCACUUGAGGCUCUGUCUUCACCCAUGGUUCCUGGGGAUGACCAGUAUCAGGCAGAACGUGAGAGGCUAGAAAUGGAGAAACUCAAGCAACAGCGCCUGGCUGAGGAAUUGGAGUGGGAGCGCCAGGAGAUUCAGCGGUUCCGUGAGCAAGAACAGCUCCUGGUACAAAAGGAAUUGGAGGAAUUGCAGGCCAUGAAGCAGCAAAUCCUGACCCAACAAGAGGAGGAAAGACAGGCUCACCUUAUGAUGCAGAAAGAAACCUAUGCCCAGCAACAGCAGCAGCUUGAGCAGAUUCAGAGACUGCAAGAGCAACUGCGCCUGCAACUGGAAGAGCAAAAGCUUCGUCAGAUGUACCCAGGUGGGGACAUACCAGGUCAUGGCGUGCAGGAGGCAAUUGUUUUAGGGCCUGAUGGCACAGUGCUAGCCCGAAAGAUCACAGAUAGUGGGUGCCAGACAGAUGAAGAGGAUGAGACAGUUAGCAAAGCUUACACAGCAGGGAGAAAAAAGAGAAGUGCUAAAAAGAGUGUUGACAGUUGUGUUCAGACUGAUGAUGAGGAUCAAGACGAAUGGGAGGCUCAGACCAGAAGCCGACAAAGCCGUCCACGCACUGCCAGAGGUGAUAGGGGUGGGCAAUCAGAGAUGUCUCUUCAAGCCCACACUGAGAUCUCCAUACAAACAGAUACAGAUGGGAACAUUAGAAUGGACACCAGGAUGGAGCUGUCUGACUCUGAAAGGACAUCGCCAAAGAAACGACCUACACCCUUAGAAAUAGGCCACUCUCCUAACCUCAAAGUUGAUUCCUCUACACUUCAGGCCCCUCCGAAAUCUCCCAAAGUGCUUUAUUCCCCUAUAUCCCCUUGUAUUUCUCCUAGCAAAUCACUUGAAUUUGUGUCCUAUGAGAAAUCGCUUGGUGAUACAAGCCCACAAAGGCUAAGAGGAAAUGAGGAUCCAUCAAAAGCCACUCCAGGAAGCCCCAGAGGACCAAAAGCCAUGCAAAGAUCCAUGUCUGACCCCAAGCCCAUGAGUCCAACAGGAGAAGAAAGAGCGACAUCUGGCACGCAGUAUGACGAUAACUGUACUGGCAAAGGCUCAGGUGGAACACCAACAGGCACUCAAAAGAAGGUGAAGAGGACUCUCCCCAAUCCGCCAUCAGAGGAUGAGUCAACAGCUACUGGUCAAACAGCAUACACCACUGGAUCUGCUCGCAGAAGAAUGUGUCGCAAUUCGAACAUGGCACGUGCCAAGAUCCUACAAGACAUUGAUCGUGAGCUAGAUCUGGUGGAACGUGAAUCUUCCAAGCUCCGUAAACGUCAAGCAGAACUAGAUGAGGAGGAGAAAGAAAUCGAUGCCAAGCUUAGGUACCUUGAAAUGGGCAUUAAUCGCAGAAAAGAUGUGCUAUUGAAGGAGAGAGAGAAGAGGGAAAGGGCCUACUUACAGAGUGUCGCAGAGGACAGAGACUACAUGUCAGACAGUGAGGUUAGUAACAUCCGAGAGACUAGAGGUGGGCGUGGAGGUGCUGAAGAUGAGGAGAUUGAAGGUCAUGGUCUUGAACGUCCCAGGACAGCUCCCCAGUCAGAAUUAGAUGACUUUGUCCCACCCCAAACAAAGCAUGAGUAUGGAAAAUACUCCCAAUACCAGUACCCUCAAAGCCAAUACCAGCAAACGCUCUACCAGACACCCCAGUCCUACCAAUCUCAUUCUAUCUACUCCUCAGUCCCCUCACUAACUAGCUCCCAACAACAGAGCUACCACCAGAUGCUUCUUUUGCAGCAAAAAGCUGCCAGACAAGCAGCCCUUCUGUCAGAGUUGGAUGCAACUAAAUAUGAUGUCAUCAGCCGCCAGCCUGAUCCCACAUCAUCAGCUUACCUGGGUGUCAAGUAUGACAAAUAUGGCAACCACCUUGACCUCAGAGCAUUGGAGGUGGGAAGUAUAGCACGUAGCCCUAUGUCAGCUGUCUCUGAUUCAUAUUACACUGAUGUAGAUCACCAUACACCUCGGAGUUACAUGUUGCUGGAAGAUGCUGCAGAGCUAGCAAAGGGCUCCACAGGUCUCUCUUCAUCAUAUAGUCUGGCUGAAAGGGAGCUGGCUAAGGCAGAAAAGCUGCUGCGGAGGAGUGCUGCAGAUCUGGGGUCAACUGACUAUCUGGGAUCCACCUCUAGACUCCAUACAUUUGGAAAGACCCCUGAUGAAGAGGAUACAAUGGAGGAACCCUAUGAACUGAAACUCCUGAAGCAGCAGCUCAAACAAGAGUUCAGGAGAAGUACUGGUACAGAAAACUUAGAACAAUUGACAGGUAUCUCCCAGCACUACUAUACCCCAAGCUCUGGCGUCUCAAGUUACUCCCAAAGACACUAUCCAAAGUCAGAUAAAUACAGUAUCAGUCGCCUGACUCUUGAGAAACAGGCAGCAAAACAACUUCCAGCAUCCAUGUUGUACCAAAAACAUAAGACUCCAUUGUUGGAUCCUAAAAUCUCCUCCAAGUAUUCCUCCAUUACAGAUAACAGAGGUUUGGACACAGAUUAUACUGGCUAUCUUGGGUCUACCAGUGCGAGAUCCAGCCGGCUGUCGCAAGAUGAGAUUACAUUUGGUCUUCGAAAGAAUAUUGCAGAGCAGCAAAAAUACCUGGGCUCCACCCUGGGUGCCAAUUUGGCUGGGUCACUAAACUUGGGACAGAGCUUAGGCUUGGAUUCUGCCUAUCCUAGUGGUAGUCGCUCAAGACCUUCAUCCAGGCCCACAUCUUGCUAUGGCCUGGACUUGUCCAUCAAAAGGGACCCUUCCAGUUCUUCACUGAGGCUUAAGGGAGACGGUGAAGCAUCUGGAGAUGGACCAAGCUAUCAAACCCCCUCUGGUCGCACAAAACCCACCAGCCUUCCCAUUGUACAAAGUGGGCGUGGCCGAAUACCCAUAGUGGCACAGAACUCAGAGGAAGAAAGUCCAUUGAGCCCUGUUGGGCAGCCUAUGGGUAUGGCCCGCGCAUCAGCGGGACCCCUGCCACCAAUCUCAGCUGAUUCAAGGGACCAGUUUGGUUCCUGCUUGUCCUUGCAGGACUCCCAGCAGCAGCAACAUAUCAGGGAAGAACCAACCAGGGGUAGGGGUUAUGUGCUGCUGGAUGACCUUCAGGGCACCAUGUCAGAUAGUGAAGCCCUAAGUGAUUCCCUGAUGACUUUGAACGGAAACGAUGCAACCAAUGCCUACCAUCUUAGACGAGAAGAGACAGACUGGUUUGACAAACCUAGAGACGGACGGUCAGAGAAUGGACAAGAGAAGCGACAGGGGAAAGGCCUGUACUACCCCUUCCCUCACCUCAGGGUCAAACUGCAGAGGGAUCCCAAAGACCGCAGUGUCUCAGGAAAUGGUCUGGGUAUCCGUGUUGUUGGAGGGAAAGAGGUCCCCGGCUGCAAUGGAGACAUUGGAGCUUAUGUUGCCAAAGUCCUACCUGGUGGAGCUGCAGAACAAACAGGAAAGAUUCUUGAAGGAAUGCAAGUCCUGGAGUGGAAUGGUGUUCCUCUGACGGGGAAAACCUAUGAGGAAGUACAAGGGCUUGUCGGACAGCUGUGUAAUGAAGCAGAAGUGUGUGUCAGACUCGAUCUCAACAUGCUGGCUGAGUCUGAAGGGUCUGAUCACCUGGACUUCCAGGAGCAAAGCAAAGGUGACAGACCUCCUCGGUCUCCGGGUGUUGACCCAAAGCAACUGGCAGCUGAGCUGCAGAAGGUGUCCCAGCAGCAGGCUCCCACCUCCACCACUUCCUCCGGCUUGCCUGCCUCCACCUCAGCAACCUCCAGCCCCGGCCAGCCUGGAUCACCUUCCGUCAGCAAGAAACGCCACAGCAACAAGACUGCAGAGGGAAUGAAGACCCAGACCCACCCCAUCUCUGGAGAGAUACAGCUUCAAAUCCACUACGACAAGCAGCUCGGCAACUUGAUCGUUCAUGUCCUGCAGGCCAGAAACCUUGUCCCGCGGGAUAACAAUGGCUACUCUGACCCUUUUGUUAAAGUUUAUCUCCUACCAGGGAGAGGUCAGGUCAUGGUUGUCCAGAACGCCAGUGCUGAAAACAAGAGGAGGUCCAAACACGCUGGCAAGACUCUGAACCCCGAGUGGAACCAGACUGUCAUCUAUAAAAACAUCCUCCUGGAGCAAUUGAGGAAGAAGACCUUGGAAGUGAGCGUGUGGGACUACGACAAAGGUUCCUCCAACGAUUUCUUAGGAGAGGUCCUUAUCGACCUGUCCAACACAGCCCAGCUGGACAAUGUCCCGCGGUGGCUUCCCCUGAAGGAGCAGAGCGAGGGGGACCACCACCGGCGCUCCCACUCAGGCCAGGGCCGACACAGUUCCUCUAAACCCUCCUCACAGCACUCCUCCCCUAAAACCACUGGCUCUUCGCAUGACAAUCAGGAUUCCCCCAAAUCAUCUGUCAUCAAGAGCCGCAGCCACGGGAUCUUUCCCGAUCCAGCCAAGGCUCGCUCGAGCUACAGGUCCGGCGAUGCCCCUGUCACAGCGGCCUCGUUGGACAGCGGCCUGAGCGGCAGUGCCUACAGCCUGUUGGACGAAGAGGGAGAGACAAACGAGGUGGACAGUGCCAUCUUCCAGGUGCCCCGAUUUGGAAAGAUCCCGAACGGCACAGACGUGAUGAAAUCAUCAAUGGGACUCAGUGACAUUGAAGGUAAGUCCCAGGUAAUGGGCGAGAUAAAGAUCGCUCUGAAGAAGGAGAUUAAGACGGAGGGUGAGCACCUGGUCCUUGAGAUCCUUCAGUGUCGCAACAUCACCUACAAAUUCAAGAGUCCAGACCACCUGCCUGACCUUUAUGUGAAGCUCUAUGUGGUGAACAUCGCCACCCAGAAAAGGAUCAUCAAGAAGAAAACCAGAGUGUGCCGUCAUGACCGUGAGCCAUCUUUCAACGAAACCUUCCGCUUCUGUAUGAACCCCACCGGACACGCUCUACAGCUGUUCCUGGUGUCCAACGGCGGCAAGUUUGUGAAGAAGACCCUGAUUGGGGAGGCCUACGUGUGGCUGGACAAAGUCGACCUGCGCAAGCGAGUGGUGAGCUGGCACAAGCUGCUCGCCAGCACCGCCCAGAUCCACUCGUAGAAGGAGACCCAAGCUGGAAAAAAUAAAUAAAUAAUAAUCCUGAGAGGGUACGGAUAGGUUUCUGGCAUCUGGGUUGGGUGCGGGACAGGGCAGUUUGGGUGAGAAAAAUAUGUAUUUCUUCACUCUUUGUUUCAGGGCUCGAGUUUUGGAAGAUGUUUUGGGUUUGAUGAUGAUUUCUGUCAUGAAGGGAGUUUGGAGGAUGCAGUUCUGUGUUUACAGGGAAUGAAUGAACGCAGGUUUACCGGACGUACGGUGUACAGCUGUGUAGCCAGGGCUGAGGAGGUCAAAGGCAGAAUCAACCAGGUAUUACACACUUUAACUCGCAAACCGUCGAAACACACACACGCACAUUCGCACACACAGUUAUGUACGACAACUUUGCACGCAGGCAUUCACGCAGGAAAAAAAUCUUUAAUUCUACAGGGAAUGGACACACUUGUAGAUUUAUUCAGAUGUUUUAUCCAUGACAGAUUUUCCUCAUUGCUUUAUUAUGACCGCAGAGUUUUAUUGAGUUACAAAGCAUUUUGGGAAAGAAAUAUUGAAGACUCUUAUUUAUUUUUGUAUUGCAAUAUUAGCAUAGACUUAUAUCAUUUGUCCUCUCCUUAGUUAUUUAAGUAGUUAAGAAUAUAUCCCGGGAAGGAAGCGUAUUAUAUUUUAUAACUCACUAAAUAUCAUUCCAGUUGAAGAGAGGCAAAAAAAAAAAAGAAAUCUCAGCAAGCAUGACUUCAUCCACUUUGGACCCCAUCUUUUCUCUCCACAAGUGUAAAAUGAGUUCUAUCAAAUGAUGAUUAUUGUCUGAUAAAGGAUAUAUAUUGACAUAUAUCAAAUUGGACACUAUAUAUUGUGCGCAUGAGUCUAUUUGGUAUGCAGUGCCACAUGUUGUGCACAAAACAUGAAAAAAAAAAUCACCUUUAAGAUUCACUUUGUAUAUAGUGGAGUGUAAUAGCUGGAAAUGAAUUAUAACAUAUAUUAGAUAUAUAGAUAUCUUUAUCACAGACAAUCGAGUCUUGAUGAUUGUGACAUAGUUUUUAUUUAUCCAUGAUGCCCUGUUAGAAUGUGACACAUUUUACCACGAGAUUUAAGUAUUUCUUGAUUUUUUGUUUUGUUUCUUUGUGAGAUCCAAGCACAUUAUGAGUCCCGUAUCAGUUCCCGAAAAUGCACGCUUUUGUGGUAUUUUGCACAUUUUCUGCUUAGAAUGUAAAAACCGACGCCAUCGCCCUGCUCAAAAUGAGACAGCCAGAGAUUUUCUUUUUUUCCAAAGGGAGGAAGCAGAGGGGGGUAAAGUAAAGACAAUAUCAGAUUACUGUAGCGAACAAAAGGUAAAUGUGCCGGAAACCAUCUAAGAUACGACAAAGCUAUUGCGGUAGCAUGUUGAUGUUUUGUCCCAGCUUUUUCGUCAUCCCUGUGUUGUCUUGUUGCGUCUUUGAAAAUCAACUGUGCCAGUUAUGUCUUCAGAAAGGUCGUCGUGUGGUGUUUGUAUGAGGGGGGGUCAAGAGGCAGGACAGUCGGUUCAUUCAGCAUUUUCAGUCAAACUUAGCAGUGGAACUACACUUACUGCGUGAGGGAUUUCUAUGCAACAUCGACCCCAUAGAGGUGGUAACUGCAUCUUGACUUGCCAGAAAUGAGAAAAGGAUUUCUAUCGAUUUUUCUUUUGCACUGCUGUUUUCAUGUCCUCCAUAAAAUGGUUAUUGCUUUAAUAUGUUGCUUUUUUUUUAAAUUUACUGUUAUUUUGUAUUGCUAAAUGAAUCUUUAUUUAUUGCCUGUAAGACAAUUUCAUAUGUUGUAUUAUAUUCGUUUACAGUACAUAUCAGUUGUACAUAAAAAAAACAGAUGAGAAUUUUUGUUUUUAUACACAAUGUAGUGCUUGUUUACAAGGCCUGAAACUCAGAGAACCAACUUUUUUGCCCUUGUGCACCAACACACAAUCACAUACGGAAAUUAACAUGCACAUGAAUUUCACGUAGUCCUGAAUCACGAUAAGAAAAAAUGACGUUCCCAUUCAAAUGAUUCACAUGUUUUUAUGCACCACCCCCCCUUUGAAUAUUUUGCUUUUCCAGUAUGUGUAUGUAAAAUGACCAAAAAAACCCCACGAUAUUGUAAUCGAUGGACAUUAUACCCGAAAUGAUACUUUUAAGGUCAGUCUGUGUUUUUUUUUUCCUGUUUGCCUUAUUUUUUCAUAGCCACAUGCUUGUGUGUGUAGCACCUCCAUACCAAGUCCAUGCAUGUCAUUGGCUAUGUCGCAUAUCUCUUCUUUUAAAUGUUGUCCGUCUAAAAAUAUCCACUUUAAAAUCUCUCGUAACACACAAAGAAUCACAACUGCCCACACACACACACACACACACACACACACACACACACUCACAAACACAAAUGCCAUCUAUCUAUUUCCAACCUUGUAAAUACAUAACUUUUUUUAUACUGGGGUUUGGGGAAGCAAUAGGUCUUUUAGCAGACAAAAAAGAAAAAGAAUGGCGUGCGGACAUAGAAUUCAAAAGAAGUUGUUUUUCUCUCGAUCAAUGUAUAGCGGAUAGACUGAGAAAUGAGCUUAUGUCUGUCGAUAGGGACCCAGAUUUACCCAACCCUUUACACCAAACACUUAAAGGUUUACCAGACUCUAACUACACAGAUGUCUAUCUCAACAACUCAAGCAGUUGCAGGAGAAUUUUAAUGUGCUCACACUGGAUGUUGCAUGUUUCGUUGGUGGUUCAUACUAUUUUUGUGUCCAGAUAUUAUUAAAGAAAAAAAAAGAAGAAUGAGGUAGAGAAAGCUAUAGAACAAAAUGUUAUAGAGGGGGAAAUUAUUAUUAUUAUUGUUAUUAUUAUUAUUAUGAAAACCUAUUAAAAUUAUUGAUGAUGUAUGCUGACUGUACAAAGAUUAUGCUUGUAAAACCUGUCUGGUUUUUCACCUGUAAGUAAACAGAAAAAAAAAUCUACUGUCAUGGUUUUGUGAUUGUAUACAGGAGGUAUUGAUAAAUUAUGCAAAUUGUGCUGUAAAAAUGGCUGUUGCCCCAUGUCUAAAUAUUAAAUAUAAGUACAAAUGAAGUGUUGC